CAGAUAGUUGGAAGGCGGUUCAUCUUUCCUUCUUCAGCACUAACUGUUGCGUCAAUUUCCGUUUACUUUCUGCCUUUUUGAUUAGGGUUUCUGUAAUCUUUGUUGUUUGUGUCUACAAAGAAAGGGUCUGUGGGCUCUGAUUAAGAGGAGUGUUAGGUUGGUGGUUUUGGUAUAGAUUCUGAGUGGUUUGGCUGUUUAAAAACCAGAUCUUGGAGUGGUUGAGGAAAUGGAAUUCGGAGAGAAGCCCGGUUCGAAUAUGAAGUGGGGAAGUGGAGGGUAUGGAGUGGGGCUGGUGAGAAGUACAUCGUUUGGGAGGAAAAGGGUUGCUCUGUCAAAUGUUUGUAUGGAGUUUGGGGAUGUUGAGGAUUGUUUUCCCACCACAUUGUCCAAGAGACAGUGCUUUCAAGAUUCAUUUUUGUGUCCUGAGAAGUCUGCUCUUGAAGAUUUGCCUCAGGAGAUUCUGAUUAGGAUACUUUGCUGUGUGGAACACGAUGAUUUGACGAGGCUGUUUUUCGUGUCCAGAGCAAUGAGAGAAGCAACGUUGAUCGCAAAGAAGUCCCAUUUUGCUUUCAGUACACCGCGGAAGACAUUGUCAUUCCCGAAGGCGGAGGAUUUUGCAGAGUUCAAUGAUGUCGAAGCUCCAAAUGCUCCAAAGCAACAAAGGGUUCGAUUGUCUAGAUUGAGCGCGAAGAAACUGGCCGACAUUUCCGUCGCCCUGUUUGCAUCUGACGAUGAGCACAUCUGGCCAAGAAGAGAUUUGGCGAUGGAAAUGGAAACAGAGAUUUGAUUGAAUGGUUUUGUACAGGCGUUUGUUGUAAAUUAGAUGAUCUGAUAUGCUUAUCAGAUUGGUAGUUUUGCUGUACAUGUUGGAAACAAUGUCUCCAAGCCAGAAAUUUCUUCAACCUUUUUUCGUUGAAGAGAUGGGGAUGGGGGGUGGCUUGUCUGUAAUUGUUUGUACAUGUACGUGGAAUCUGAAAUGGUUCAGGAAUUCGUCGUGUUGCCUGCCGUUUAUACGUAGAUCUACGUUGUAUGUAUUUGUUAAUUAUAAGGAAAUGAAUGUCGUGAUUCAUGGGGAUUAA
Molecule: messenger RNA, 1079 nt
Organism: Sesamum indicum (sesame)
Lineage: Eukaryota; Viridiplantae; Streptophyta; Magnoliopsida; Lamiales; Pedaliaceae
Gene: FBS2
Product: F-box family protein
Molecular function (GO): protein binding
Source: RefSeq, a predicted model, not a curated record